GACAGGGUCUGAAGCAAAGACCUGGUGAAGGUAUUGCCGUCACAGUAAUGUGAAAGGCUGGUUACCAUGGCAAAGAGCCUGGAUUCAGGAAGCGAUGAAGAGUUUGAAGGCUUUCCUUGUGCAGCUAGCCAUUCAACAAGAAAGAAAAAGAAAAAAUUGGUUAAUAAAGCUUUAGAAAGUACUGAAGACGAUGAAGAUGAUGAUAGUGAUGAUUUUAAGGGUUCAAUCAAAAGUUCUGGAAGGAAGAGAAAAACAUUGGAAGCAUUUGAAAGUGAUGACGAUGACAGCGGAAGUGAUGAAGACAUUGACUCUAUUAAUGAUGAUGAUGAUGAAGAAGACGAUGGUGAUGAUGAUGACACUGAUGAUGGUGAUGAUAAUAAUGAUGAGGAAGACGGCAUUGAAACUGAAGACACUCUUGAUGUGGACUUAAAUGAUGAUGAUGAUGAUAUCCCAUCAAACUCUGACCAGUGUCCCAUCUGCCUGAUGUCUCUUGGAGGACAAAAGCUUGGCACUCCCAGCGAAUGCAAACAUGUAUUCUGCCUGGCAUGCAUCAUGGAAUGGUCUAAGAAUGCCAAUACUUGUCCUGUUGACAGGAAGGUGUUCCGAGAAAUACUCGUGCAUUUAACCAAGAAGGGAGCAAUUUUAGAACGAAUUCCAGUUGAAGACAGAAGUGUGCCUGAGAUAGGAUGGGAACAGGAACCGACCUUCUGUGAGGUGUGYCAUGAAUGUGAUAGAGAAGAUCGGAUGUUGUUGUGCGAUGGCUGUGACAAAGGGUAUCACUUGGAAUGUCUAAGGCCUCGGCUUUACACGGUACCCGCUGGCUCGUGGUACUGCACCACGUGUAUUGAAAUUCGACGAAACGAGCAGAUGGAAGAGGAAGGAGAUUCUGUACCUGACCUGUUGCCAGGCAACGCAAGACGUUCACGUGGUACAGUACGGGCUUCGACGAGAAGCGAGACAAGUAGUGAGACAAACGAAACAGAUAGGCCGCAAAGAGCACGAACCGCUGCUAGUAAUAGACGACGAUCAUCUUCAACUCGAGGUCGAGGUAGGGGACGAGGAAGGACUGGUUCUCGUUCUUYAGGCCGCGGGAGGUCUAGGUCGAGUACUACUGCACGCUCGAGGACUGGCUCUACUACACGACGCGGUCGAGGAGGAAAGAAGAAAACAAGAACACGAACGGGACGAACCUCUUCUACCACAGGUAAACCUAAGAGGAAGAAACGAAAAACCACCACUACCAAGAAAAAGCGCCGAUCGACGACAAAAUCAAAAGCGAAAAAGCGGAAGGCAGAUAAUGAAGAUAGUUAUCGUAAUCCUUUCGAGGCACAGUCACUUCGAGGACGCACCCCAAGGGAGAGGCUCAACAAUAAUUUAAGAGCAUCUGGCAGUGCUUCUGAUCCAGGGCGUGGACUUGGGACGCUUUCUAUAUUUGGUGACCAUUACGCUCUAAAUGGGUUUGAAGACGACAGCACGAAUGAACCGGAGCAAUCCGAUUCAUCGAGCGUCAAGUCAGGCCAUUCCGACGUCCUUGGCUCAAUAUUUAAUGGAAUUGAAACUCUCCAUGACGAGAAUGCAACAGUAUCACGUGAUGGCCGUGUUCUGCCUUCAGAGUCAUAUGACAAACGCAGUCCAAAUAAGGGAAGUCAGAUCAAGGGUAUUGAAAGCGGCUCAUCCAAUGAAAACCCUGGUAACUUCUCACGUGAUCAGACUGGAAACAAAGAUGAAACCUUAGUGAAUUCACCUUUGGUAAAAAAAGAAAAGGAAACAAUCGAAAGGAAUGAAGAUUACCAAACAGAUUUACAAAAUGUGGCUUUAGGCUCGAACAAGCUGCAUGAGAACCCAGGCGCUUCCACUGAACAAAUACAAGGUGCAACAUUAGAAAAUAAAAAUUUUAGAGAAAGUUUUAGAGAAAAUUUGCGAAAUAACUCUUCUGUUACUUCUGAUCUUCAUAAAAAGUCAGCAAAACCAAAGCUAAAGAGUGGACCAUCUUCAAAACUUCCAUCUCCGACAGUAGCACAUUCCUCUUCUUCAGUCUCCAGUUCUAAAAGGUCACUGAAAGAGCUAACGCCCUCCCCCGCAACAUACGUGCGAUUCAAAAUACCUAAAAAGUCCUCUCCGUCACUUGAUUCUUCGUUUUCCCGAGAAAAGGAUUCACCUGGAGCCUUGGACGCUCUCGAUUCCGAGAUGCCUCAUUCUACUGCUAGCCCAGACAGUCCAGUGUGUCAAACUCCAAUCUCUACUAAGAAAGAUUCUUCUCGAUACGAUAAGUUCUCUACUCAUGAUUCCAAGGUUUCUCACGAUUCUACUGAUAUUCCAGACAGUCCAGUGUGUAAAACUCCAAUCUCUACUAGGAAAGAUGCUUCCCAACGGAAGAGGAUGUCUCCUAUUUUGUGGACUGAUAAAGACAAAGAGAUCAAGAAGUUACCAGAAUUUAAAGUGGAUGAURAUACUUGCAGAGCAAAAUCCACCACAGUCUGCCCCAUAGCGCGCUUGCCUAGAUCAUCCACACCGUCGAGUAUACCUUUAAAUAACGAAAUAACUUCCUCACAAGAUAAGAAAAUAAGUUCGAGCAGUGAUCAAAAGAAUGAUUUUACUUCAUCCACUCGUAAUCUUGAAGAAAAAUAUAAAACAAGUUCAAAGCUAGACGACGCGAAAUCUGAUUUAAGAAGUAUUUACAACUCACAUCGAUCUGCAUUUUCUCCAGUGGCUGAGACCAACGACAAACAAGAGGCUAAUGGAAAGCAUGUGGCAACUGGCGAUACUUCUCUUUUGGGAAAUCAAAACAGUAAGCCGUCUCUCCAACAUCUUCCGACUUCUUUAAGAACUUCUUCGCCUUUGACUGCUAACAUUCUUGGACCGCGGCCAUCAUCAUCAGGUUUGAUCGGUUCAACAAAUAUCGGUUCGCCAGGAGGAACAGAAAAAGAAAAACGGAGAGGUCUCUCACCAUUGUCUAAAUUAUUGGGACCUCGGCCGUCAACUGGUUUGACUGGUUGUGCAAGUACUGGUUUGUCAAGAAAGACAGACAAGCAGUCAUCAUCUGGGCAAGACGCCCGCGUUAUAAGAUUUACUGGAGGGAAAGGAGAGAUAAAAAUUAAAGUUGUGCCAAGUCAAGACGAAACACACCCAUCCUUACGAAGUUUGCCCGAAGAAACGAUUCCUGUCUUACGAAGUUUACCCGAAGAAGCCCAUCCUGCCUUACGAAGUUUACCCGAAGAAGCCCAUCCUGCCUUACGAAGUUUACCCGAAGAUGCUCAUCCUGCCUUACGAAGUUUACCCGAAGAUGCUCAUCCUGCCUUACGAAGUUUACCCGAAGAAGCCCAUCCUGCCUUACGAAGUUUACCCGAAGAAGUCCAUCCUGCUUCACGAACUUUACCCGACGAAUUUCUUCCUACUCUGCGGAGUUUACCUCCACCUUCGAUUGUCGAACCACCACUCMCCUUUCUAAACACAGCGCAACAACUUUCUUCUCUCAAACCCCUGAAGCGCGUUGCUAAGCAGCCAGCAAGGCCAAAACUGAAAAUGCUAUCAACUUCUGAGACAUCGCAGCCAGCUUCUGGUACUUUGACCAGCGGUGUUCAACCAUCGCGUGAAUUUUCUAAUCGCACCGUUCAGAACCUCGCAAUAAUUCAAAUGCUUCGACAUAAGACGUCCAGCCUGAGGACAGAAGUUGAAAAAGGACAUUCGUUUCUGCGAAAAGAACUCGAGUCUAGCAGAAGAGAAGCGUCAGAAACCGAACCUGAUUCUAUGAGCAGCCCAAGUUCAACUUCUACAGCACGGCUUCCUCUCGAAGGGUCUCUGGAUCAACAGGAAUUGAAUACUAAUCGUCCAAAGCUUUCCUCACUUCUUGGAUCGCCUAGGAACGCCAAUUUACCAGUUGCUGUAGUUCGACCUUCUCUAUCUUCUGCUGCCUCUGGCUACAAGAACCCAGAUGCUUUUUGUCGCCAGACGGUUUCUUUUGCUGGCUUUGCUGAUUCUGAUGCAAAUGGUUCUCAAAUUUUAGAAUCUGAAAGAGAGAAAAAUAGAAGAAAGGGUAUUGCUCGACUACAGCGCAUAGAGAGGAUAAAGGGCGUUAUCAAGGAAUCGUUACAACCUUAUUAUGACCACAACGAAAUUACCCGUCAAGAUUUUAAAGAAAUUUUUAUUCGAGCUGUUGACAAAGUGAAAGAUUCCAAUCAUGAAAUAGACCGCCAUCGCAUAGCCUUACUCGUGAAGAAGUACGUCAAGAUGUUCAAAGGACUGCGUGUAAUAGGAGCCAAACACAACAGUAAUUUAUGACGCCACACACAAGUAGGAAGGUAGAUUGAUGUAUAUAGAUAGAUAUAAAUGGGCGUAGAUUUUAUUAAUGUGCAAUAAUGUGCAAAUCUUUUUAAAACCAGAAUAUUUAAUAGCUUAUUUAAUAACUAGACCCUACGAGUCAAUAGUCCAUGAGSCCGAAGGCAGAAUGAUUGAGCUAUUGACUCGUCGACCAUUAAGUGUAAACCUUUUAGUUGUUCAAAUAAAUGGAUACGAAAGGCCA
Messenger RNA from Actinia tenebrosa (Australian red waratah sea anemone), 4519 nucleotides. RefSeq lists its product as uncharacterized. NCBI's taxonomy places the organism in Eukaryota, Metazoa, Cnidaria, Anthozoa, Actiniaria, Actiniidae. The record is from RefSeq and is a predicted model, not a curated record.